Messenger RNA from Choloepus didactylus (southern two-toed sloth), 939 nucleotides. RefSeq names its product olfactory receptor 5AN1-like. Gene Ontology annotation, molecular function: G protein-coupled receptor activity; olfactory receptor activity. The coding region runs from base 1 to 939 and encodes 312 amino acids. Gene Ontology annotation, cellular component: membrane. The record is from RefSeq and is a predicted model, not a curated record. Gene Ontology annotation, biological process: G protein-coupled receptor signaling pathway. The transcript has a single exon. NCBI's taxonomy places the organism in Eukaryota, Metazoa, Chordata, Mammalia, Pilosa, Megalonychidae.
AUGAUUGGAGGAGGAAAUAUUAUGGAGGUCUCCCACUUCAUCCUCUUGGGAUUCUCAGAUUUUCCCAAGGUCCUAGCAGUGCUCUUUGUUACAUCCCUGCUCACCUAUGUUAUGACUGUGACCUGGGAACUGUGCCUCAUCGUCUUAAUAAGGAUGGAUUCCCACCUCCACACACCCAUGAACUUCUUCCUCAGUAACCUGUCCUUCAUAGAUAUCUGCUGUGUUACCUCCACUGCCUCAAAGAUGCUCUCCAACUUCCUCCAGAAGCAGCAAACUAUCACCUUUGUGGGCUGCAUUGUCCAGUACUUCAUCUUUUCAACCAUGGGAAUGAGUGAAUGUUGUCUCCUGACAGCCAUGGCUUAUGACCAAUAUGCUGCCAUUUGUAAGCCACUGCUCUAUUUAUCCAUCAUGUCACCCAGCCUCUGUGGUCGGAUGGCCCUGGGAGCCUGUAUGGCUGGACUCUCUGGUUCUUUAUCCCAACUGUGUGCCUUGCUUCAGCUCCACUUCUGUGGGCCAAAUGUUAUCAACCCCUUCUUCUGUGAUAUGCCCCAAUUGUUAAUUUUGUCCUGCACUGACACUUUGUUUGUAAAAGUUAUGCUUGCUAUAUUAACAGUGACUUAUGGAAUAACAAAUGUUUUCAUCAUCAUGAUAUCCUACUGCUAUAUUAUCAUCUCCAUCAUGAAGAUCACUUCAGCUAAAGGCAGGUCCAAGGCUUUUAAUACCUGUGUCUCUCACCUGAUGACCAUUUCACUCUUUUAUAUAUCAGGUGUCUCUGUCUAUUUGAGUUCCAGCUCUAGUGGUUCCCUAAGCUUUGACAGAUUUGCAUCAUUUUUUUACAUUGUGGUGAUUCUUAUGUUAAAUCCCUUGAUCUACAGCCUGAGGAACAGGGACAUCAAAGAUGCUUUGAAGAAUUUGCAGAAGAAGAGAGGGCACUGCUAA